This is a messenger RNA of Sitodiplosis mosellana (orange wheat blossom midge), 605 nucleotides long. RefSeq lists its product as uncharacterized. NCBI's taxonomy places the organism in Eukaryota, Metazoa, Arthropoda, Insecta, Diptera, Cecidomyiidae. The coding region runs from base 46 to 387 and encodes 113 amino acids. The transcript has 4 exons. The record is from RefSeq and is a predicted model, not a curated record.
UUUCACUACGAUUUAACACAAAACGUGAAAGUUUUACAAAAUACAAUGCCUAUUAUUCACCAGUUCACACAAGCCUUAAUUGGUUUAAACCCAAAUGAUGAUGAAAUGCCAGAAGAAGCUGUUAAGGUUGCAAAAAUUGCGAAUGACAACUCGGUCAUAUAUGGUUUGCGAUUGGCUGAAAUAUUGAACGGUCAAAUUUUACAGGUGACUGACCGUCCUCGGCUGAUUGCGUUAUUUUACGUCGUGAAUGGAAUGAUGAAAAAUUGUUCGUUGGCUCUCCACGAGUUUCUACCGGGAAUUAAGGCUCUUUUACGAACAUACCUUCGUCGAGAUCAGUUAGAGGACAUUGAGCCUGAUGUGGAAGGCUGGAACGAUUACUUUGGAUAAAUCGCAUCGAAUCUCGAAAUUUUUGAUGUUACAACAAUGUCAUUCCGAUGAAGCCUGAGCUACAGCACGACUCAUCCACUUUCUUCGCCCAUUUUUGUUUAAUCGAAUGUCGAUUUUCACAUGUUUUUUUCCAGACAUUUGUUUCAAGAAGUUCUUCGUAGGCUUAAAUAUAUAGAAAUUAGUAUCGAGUAAUCUAGGAAAAAAUGUUUUCUAAACAG